AGUGUCGUGUUAAAUACCAGAUGGAGUAUUGAAUGCAGCCGGGUUUUUUUUUAUUUUACUUCUUGAAUUCGAUGAAUUAUUUUUUAGAAAAUCAGGAUUAAAGAUUUAAAUAGUGUGUUAAUUUCAAUAACAGGAAGUGAUUCAAAAAAUGUAUGUAUUAUUGUAACUGGAAAAAAAGAGGGUCGCGCAGUAAUGUAAUAUUUAAUUAUUUACUUAUGCGUUAAAAAAGGAACACGUUCACUGAAAGACUUAAGACCAUGUAUAUGCGUUAUAUAAGUAACGUUUUAUAAAUGCCAGUGUCCGGUGCUAGCACCUCCGGUGGAGUUCGCAUAGGAACAUUAACAUCUAUGACAUCUAUGAGGUUCGCACGCUCCCUGUCAUACGAUUGGCUAAUGAAAAACCAAUAAGCAUUGUCUUGGAGUUGAAGAAACUUUUGAACUAUUAAAAUAGUCAACGGAAUGCUUGCAACUGUCAUAACCUUCUUAUGAAUGAAUCUGGAAGGCUGGCAGAAGUGUCAGAAGGGACUAGAUAUUUUACUUGAUACAGCGUUGAUAGCUGGGGUAAUAGCACAAACUUUCCGCAAACUGACAGCUAUUAAGUUUAAGUUGUUUUCUAUUGGAAGAGAUAUACGAACUUCAGUUUCAAUACUUCGUUUCCAGUUACCACUUACAGAAAAAUUAGAUUGCAUAAUAAGUCAACAAAUCUAAAAUAAAAAAAAUUGGCUGUUUUGAAUGGUGCAAUUGUGAAAAAGGGCGGAAAAGUUUGGUGUGCAUGAAAUGUGGAAUUUGAAUGCGCCAAAUAACAAUACAAUGGGACUGUUUGCAGAAAUAAAUAAAGAAGGGAGUCAUCAUCACUGGCAAAACAAUUCAGUUGGGAUGCCGUCUGCACAACGUGAACUUUGCGCCGGAUGUUGCCGCCAUAUUGAAGAUAGGUAUCUGAUGAGAGUUGUGGAUCUAAGUUGGCACGAACAUUGUCUCCAGUGUUGUGUAUGUCAAAUGCCGCUCACAGGGUCAUGUUUUGUCAGGGACCGGAAGUUGUAUUGCAGACUAGAUUAUGACAAAAUAUACCGUGCAAAAUGUAGUGCUUGUCUUCAACACAUUAUACCUCCAAACCAGCUAGUCAUGCGGGCACUGGAUCACGUGUAUCACAUGCACUGCUUCGCGUGCGUGGCGUGUGGACACCCUCUUCAGAAAGGAGACGAAUUUGUAGUCAAACAUGGCCAGUUGUUUUGUAGAAUGGACUUCGAGAAAGAAAUGGCUCUAAUGCCUUAUAGCCCAAAAAGUGAUGAUAGUGACAGUUACGAUGACGACAGCGAUUCUGGCAAACCGCCAAAGCGUCCGCGAACAAUUUUGACCACAAGUCAGCGCCGGAAGUUCAAAGGUGCGUUCGAAAUGAACCCUAAACCUUGUAGAAAAGUUCGAGAGUCCCUUGCGGCAGAAACUGGUCUCAGCGUUCGGGUUGUGCAAGUGUGGUUCCAGAAUCAAAGAGCAAAGGUGAAAAAGAUUGCUCGGCGGCAGAACCAAGAUGGCGGAAAAGGCAAGAAAGACGGUGACGGCACAGAAAAGUCCAAGUUGAAAUCACCCGGGGAGAAAAAAGACGAUGACAGUGAAUCGGACAGCAGUUUUAUAGGUCACUCGGAAAAUAAUGGGUUAUCACAAAAGCAAGAAAGUCGAAUGUUUGGCGAACAGAUGAACAACUUUGACACUGAUCACUCAGAUUCGGCCUACUCUAGUACAAACACCAUCUCUAACAACGUGUACAGCAACGGGUCCAUGAACAUGGAUGAAAAAAUGGAAUCUUUGGACCAGAUUUUAAGCUCGGACGGUCGGACAAACGGCAUGUCGGCGUCAAAUCCAUUGAUAAAUCCCAUUGAUAAACUUUACUCCAUGCAAAGUUCAUAUUUCAACGCAGAAUAAAGUGAUGUUUUGGAGGAGACUGGAUCUUUUAAACUAUAAUUCAUAGCUGGAUUAUCCUACUUUGAAGUAGACUUUUGCGGUAGAUGAAAAAUGAAACAAAAGAGGAACAUUCGGUCAUUUUAAGGCUGAUUUUAGAAUUUUGAAGUAAUGAAUGAGAUAGGCAAUGGUGAGGCUCGUAUUUAAGAAGCAGAGGAAUAAUUUUGGAUUCGAGGGAACUGUUUCUGUUUCAGAACAUAGUGAAGUCUGGUUGUAAAGUCUUUGAUUAUGUUUGACUUCUGUAUAUGACACAUAGAUACUAGUGACAUAUGUGAAGUGCACGUGACCCCUCGUGGCUUUGGAUACAAUUAAGUGACAUAUUUAAAGUUGAAAGUGCUGUGGCUACGAGCCACAUUUUCUUUGUAGGUUGACAGCAAAGUUUUGGCUUUUGUCUUACUAGAGAAAAUGACUUGAUAUAUAGUUAGAUGGUUUGAUGACGCCAUAUUGCAACAAUUAAUGACGUCAAAUAUAUGUGUAAUGACGUAGCUUUGGUCUUUGAGACUACAUACAUGUGCGAAGAAGUAUGACUUUAAGGAAUUUGGUUAAGCCUUUAAGUUAUCUCCGACUGUAGGAUGAUUGCAAACGAGAAAAACAUUUUACCUGUGAACUCAUUUGUCUUGGCUUUAAGAAACUUAGCCCGACAGAAGUUAAAAAAAGGAUUUUGUGAAUGUAAUGGCAGGUUACUAGAUAGAAUACGAAAUGAAAAAAAAUAAUAUUAAUCCUCUAGACUACCUAGGUUAAUACACGUACGAUAUUUUGUAACAUUAACAUUUGAGUAGUAAACUUGUAUAGUGUUUAAUAAGCAAGAAUUUUGAUUAAGCAAGAAUUUAGUUUUUGUAAGGGUAGGUAACUCUUGAGGAGACAGUUGCAUGAAUUAUCUUUCUUUGCUGUUGUUGUCCUUAUAACUAUGACAUUUACCUUGUUCUUAUUAAUUUAAUUACUCUUUUCACACACAACCUGCUGAAUUUCUUAUAAUGGACUCGUCAAGCUACCAUUUUAGGAACUGUCCAUUAUUAAUUUUGGGGAAAUACAAAACUUCAAUCAACAGUAUAGAGCCUGGCUCCAGGCUUGCCUGACUCUGUACUAGUGGCAAAUGUUAAUCACUUCCGGUUCCAGUAGGGUAAGGGUUAUAAAUUUACGGUUUGACUGUAUUGAUCAUAUUCUUUGAAAUCAGGACCUAGGCUAUGAUUUGUAUGAAUACCUUCACACAUUUACAAUAUUUUAAAUAAAUUUGUCAAAAAAUAAAGCAUUUGUUAAGUCAACAAAACUAAUUCAGCUAACGCAUCACAGAUAUCCAUUUUUUG
Ruditapes philippinarum (Manila clam) is the source of this 3256-nucleotide messenger RNA. Its product is annotated as LIM homeobox transcription factor 1-beta.1-like. The coding region runs from base 777 to 1916 and encodes 379 amino acids. Gene Ontology annotation, cellular component: nucleus. The record is from RefSeq and is a predicted model, not a curated record. The transcript is spliced from 7 exons. Gene Ontology annotation, biological process: regulation of transcription by RNA polymerase II; neuron differentiation. Gene Ontology annotation, molecular function: RNA polymerase II transcription regulatory region sequence-specific DNA binding; DNA-binding transcription factor activity, RNA polymerase II-specific. NCBI's taxonomy places the organism in Eukaryota, Metazoa, Mollusca, Bivalvia, Venerida, Veneridae.